This is a messenger RNA of Plutella xylostella (diamondback moth), 2932 nucleotides long. RefSeq names its product hemicentin-1. Gene Ontology annotation, cellular component: cell-cell junction; plasma membrane. Gene Ontology annotation, biological process: cell-cell adhesion. Gene Ontology annotation, molecular function: cell adhesion molecule binding. NCBI's taxonomy places the organism in Eukaryota, Metazoa, Arthropoda, Insecta, Lepidoptera, Plutellidae. The record is from RefSeq and is a predicted model, not a curated record.
CACAUAAUACUCACAUUUAUUAGAUUUCGCUGUAAAGCUAUCUAGGAAAGACCAUUCAUAUCAAAUGGCUCACAUUGACCCUUCGAGAGUGUAGAACAGUUGUCGAAAUGGGUUUUAAAUUAUAUCUGUGUAUUCUUUUAUUAAGUUUUUCUCGUAUUUCUUACCAGAAAAGUCUGACUUUCGUAAUUGAUACCACAGAGUCUAUGAAAGCGGAGUUAGAAGUGAUCAACCAUCAUGUUAGUUCAGUGAUUAACGGUGUACAAAAUUCUAAUGUGUCUAACAUUCAGAAUUAUAUUGUAGUGCCUUUCAAUUACCCAGACGUCCAAUCACCGAUAUCCAGCUCCAACCCUGGUGACUUCCAGACCACCCUCUCAGGUCUCCGGGCCAGUGGGGGCCGAGACUGUCCUGAGAACUCACUGUCUGGACUGCAAAAGGCGUUGGAAGUCAGCGAUGCGGAGUCCAAGAUAUUCAUGUUCAGUGACGCCUACGCCAAUGAUCAUAGCAAGCUGUUUGAGAUCAGAAGAUUGUGUGAAACCACUAAGAGCCAGGUGUCCAUAUUCCUCAGCGGCAGCUGCGUCCAGGUGGGCUCCAGGUCCGCAGGCAGUGUCCAGGUCUACUACGACGUGGCCAGCGCGUGUUCGGGAGUCGUAUUCCACAUUGGCCCGGCUUAUUUGAGACAUGCUUUUAAAUUCAUGAAGGAGAUAGUAACGGAAGAAUGGACAGACAUAUCUACAGAAGGUCCUUUCAUGGAUGAAAAAAAUAUUCCAUUGUCAGUUACUCCACAAACUCGAAACUUGAUGUUGGCAGUAACAGGGGAUUUCCCUUCGCUAGAAGUUCUGGACGAAGAUGGCAACCCACCCCUUUUUAAAUGGGUCACUGACACACGAUAUGCAAUGGUUGUCCGUUUUAUGAAUUUGAAGCAGGGCACCUACAAUUUAAAGGUGUCCAGUAGAAAUUCAACAAGACUAACAAUUUUCAGUAAGAAAGUCUUUCCAUUUGAGUACGGAUUUUCUACCAGGGUCCCAAGAAAUUUGAGGGAGACUAGCAAAAGGCCUAUGCCAGGUUGGACAAAUCAUUUUAUUAUUACGGUAACCGGCAACGAUAAUAUAAGAUUGGACGCUGUUAACUUUUUAAAUAGCGAUGGAAGUAAUCUAAAACUGAAUGUCACUGAGGCAAAAGAAAAUUCUGUAAUGUACAGAGGAAGUUUGUUUGUAAAUCCAAGAUACAAGUUUCAAAUGGAAAUAUCGGGAACCAACAUUGACAAUUCUGAAAGCUUUUCCGUUGUAUCAAGUUUAAUUGAACCACAGAAAAACGGUCCAAGUGAGCCAAAAUGGAUUCCGCCGUCAGUAGAAAUGAUUGACUCGGACACUGUAGUAGAGUUUGGGUCAGACCUGGUGGUGGCCUGCCGGGUCACCGCGUACCCCAGACCGGUCAUCUUCUGGCCCGACACUACUGCAAGAUAUGAUUUUGAGAAUAUGUUACUAGAAAUGCCUUCAGUCUAUAUGAGUUACAUGACUCUGAAUAAUAUUACUGCCAACAUAACGCAUUAUUGCGAAGCUCAAAAUACACUCGGAAAAGAUGCCAAAAGCAUUAAAAUUUCCGUACACAGGAACCCUGUAUUUGACAUUAUACAAAAGCCAGAAGACAAACAAAUCAAAUUCGGCGAAGGAAACAAGUUGAUAUGCGAGGUCUUGGCAUUCCCAGAAGCUACAAUCAAAUGGUAUCACAAUGACACUUUAAUAGAGGAAGUAGCCGAAAACGUUGGGGAGCAUGUGAUUUCAGUUAUUGAAAUUAAUAAUAUGAGUUUAGACAAAGUUGGUGUUUACACUUGCGAUGUGACGAACACUGUUGAAAGCUAUAGAUUUUCAGCUGAUGUUACGAUUACUGGAAUAGAAAUACCGGUUAUAGAUUCAGAGGUUUCUUAUAUAAAACUUAACACUGGUGUUACAAGUGAUUUGGAAUGCAGAAUAACUCAAGGAAAACCAAAACCAUCAAUAACAUGGAUGUUUGCCACGCAAGAGGCACAUGAUUUCACAGAUUUCCCUAGCGAUGUUAUCGUUAAUGAAAACAAAUUACAGUUUUCAGAAGUGAAACGUGAACAUAGAGGCGUUUACAGAUGUCAAGCUGAAAAUGUAGCGGGGACCGCGUACCAUGAUAUCAUUGCUGAAGUCCAAUACGCACCAAUAUUUGAAAUAGUAAACCCUAAAACUGUAGAAGUAACUGAGGGUUCUCCAGUUGAGCUGUUUUGUCGAGUGAACGCCGACCCGCAGGCAACGGUCCAUUGGGAAACGAGAAAUGAAUUAGUUUACGAUGUCGAUGAGAGAUAUCGAACUGAUGAUGAUAACACUUUACGAUUCUACGCGCUAUGGAAAGAUUCUGGCAAAUUUAGUUGCAUCGCCGAAAACGUAGUCGGUAAAUCUGAAAUGGUUACCAACGUCAAUGUACUGGUGGCGCCCUACAUCAGGCCACCAUCACCAGAGGUGAUGUCGGUGUAUGGUGGCGACGAUAUAGAUCUGCCCUGUGUGAUCGAGUACGGGAACCCUCGCCCCAGCAUCUCAUGGGAGUUCACAGCGGCCAACGGGACUACUUACCGAUUGAAAAAUAAAAACGAAAGGCUGCGGCUAGAAGACGUGCUGCUCAGCCAGGCCGGGGAGUACCACUGCGUGGCCGUCAACAAGAUGGGCCCCGACCGCAUCCGGAUCAUACUCCGGGUCCUCCCUUGAACCAGCCAGCACAGGGUUACCACCACCGAACAUUAGCCAUUCACAAUCCAUAAACAGCGUUGCAGGCGACAGAUGAGCGACGCUGCUUGAGAGGAUUGUUAAUUGCUAAUGUGUCUAUAUCAAUAAAUAGAGUUGUAGAGUUCGGCAAGGUUUACUUUGUUACAAAAACAAGUGUAUCAUUAGUUAUAUUAAUAGAUAAGUUUACAACU